CCACGUUUCUGCGCACCUAGAGUAGGGAGGGAGGAGGUGGUUGUCAUCCGCGCCCAAAGGAUCGGUAUUCUAGUCCGCGAUACUACUAGCGCCGACGUUAUGUCGCAUACCCAAGCCUCUCUCGGUCCCAUGUGCGGAUGAUUCCCCUCGACUAAAUAUGGUACUGUCUGCAGGUCCCGCAAUAUUCAUGUCAGCCAAGGUACAUCCAUCCUUCUCCCAUACCACACCCUACACACACGCUCUCUCUCUUCUCUCUCUCUCUCUGUCUCUGUCUCUCUCUCUCUUUCUUUCUCUCUCUCCCUUCUCCCCCCCCUCUCUUCCUCUCUCCUCUCUUCGUCUCCUCUCUCCCCCUCCUUCUCCCUUCCCCUCUCCGGCAUACUACCUCUAUAUUAUAGGAUAUAUAUGCAUACGCAUGUAUGUGCCUGGUACUUCACCUAUACAGACAACUAUAGGUGUAAACCAUCAGCGAGAGCUCAGCACAGCUAAGCAUAGAGGCGCCACAUACCGUUGCCCCCCGUGGCUCACGGACGACAACGUGAUCCAGGGCAGGCAGCGCAUGAUACAAUUGCCUAUAUCCCAUCGCGGUGCCGUCUCUCGUUACGUUCAGCAGACGAACGUACAGCAUGUAGUAUGUACGUAUAUACAUGCAUACAAUACUAGAUGUGCAUGCGCUUCCCCUCUCCUCUGCUCUCCGAAUUCCCUUCACGCGCCACCUGAUGAAUGCAUUGUAGGCCGUGGAGUAUGUGCUAGGUAGACCACGGUAAGUGGUGACAACGACUAGAAUGAGGGACGCGAGCGGACGAGAUGACACUAGCUACCUAACCUACAUGCAGCUUUUAAUUGAGGCAGGUUGUGUGUCCCUUCUUGCGCAAUGAGGCGUUGUAUGAUCGACGCC
Durotheca rogersii is the source of this 895-nucleotide messenger RNA. RefSeq lists its product as uncharacterized. The transcript has a single exon. The coding region runs from base 158 to 754 and encodes 198 amino acids. The record is from RefSeq and is a predicted model, not a curated record. NCBI's taxonomy places the organism in Eukaryota, Fungi, Ascomycota, Sordariomycetes, Xylariales, Xylariaceae.